This is a messenger RNA of Brassicogethes aeneus, 1810 nucleotides long. The record is from the annotation of a GenBank genome assembly. Lineage: Eukaryota; Metazoa; Arthropoda; Insecta; Coleoptera; Nitidulidae.
UGGCACUGUCAAAGUAGUUCAAAUGUUUUAUUUAAAAAAUAUUGUGAAACGUCAAUAUUUUCCUUAUUUUGGCAAAAUAUUUGUUUAAAAACCUGCAACAACAAGUAAAGUUAACAGAAAUAUGUUGAUAACAAUGAUUUAUUUGUUAAAGAAGAUAUAAUUAUAAGUUUAUGAUGUUUUUGCUAUUAAACAAAGACUUCUUUGUUUCUGCUGAUGCCUUAAAAUGGAUUUAAAAUAAUAAAUUGCUAUUACUGAUAAUAAUGAGUAAGAAGACUGUAUUUCUAUGUAAAAAUGGAACUUUUGAAGACAAGAAGGAAAUUAAGGUGGAUGAUUCAAUUGACGAUUUAUUAAAUCAAUUAUCAUCAAAGUUAAAUAUAUCAGCAAAAACAAUAUUCAUAGAAGAUGGUGCUGAAGUUAAAGAUGUUAACUUUACUAGAAAUAAAGAUAAGCUUCUUAAAUCAGUGGGGGAGGAUUUUAUAGAACCCAAAGUAAAAGUUAAAUUUGGUGAUUGGAUUACACUUAAUGUAGGUGGUAAAUGUUUUACCACUUCAAAGAGAACCCUGACAAACAGCGAGCCAACAAGCAUGUUGGCUAGAAUGUUUUCUGAAGAUGAGGAUGGUUUUCUUUUUACACCUAGUUCCAUGGAUAAAAAUGGAGCUUUUUUGAUUGAUAGAAGUCCCACAUACUUUGAACCAAUCUUAAAUUACCUAAGAUGUGGACAAUUGGUGUAUGACAAACAUAUAAACCCUCAAGGUAUUUUGGAGGAGGCUAGGUUUUUUGGUAUUGAAUCCAUAAUACCUGAACUGGAACAAACAAUUAAAAGAGAAUGUGUACAAAGGGAUGCCUUACCAUUGUCCAGAAGAGAUGUGAUAAAUGCCUUAAUAAAGAGUCCUUAUACUGCUGAGCUGAGGUUCCAGGGGGUUAAUUUGGCUGGUGCUGACUUGAGUAGGUUAGAUUUGAGAUACAUUAAUUUUAAGUAUGCCAAUAUGCAGGGAUGUAAUUUGACUGGAUCUAAUUUGAGCUGGUGUUGCUUGGAGAGAGCUGAUCUAUCACAUGCCAAUUUGGAUUGUGCACAUCUUUUAGGUGUAAAAAGUCUCUGUGCAAAUUUGGAGGGUGCCACCAUGAAAAACUCAAAUUUUAAAGACCCAGGAGGCAAUAAAGCCAACAUGGAAGGAGUAAACCUUAAGGGAGCCAUUUUGGAGGGUAGUGAUAUGGGAGGGGUGAAUUUAAGAGUUGCAACAUUAAAAAAUGCCAACUUAAAGAACUGUGAUUUAAGAGCUGCAGUUUUGGCUGGUGCAGAUUUAGAGAAUUGUGAUUUAUCUGGAAGCGAUCUUCAUGAAGCAAAUUUAAGGGGUGCAAAUCUUAAAGAUGCCGCUUUUGAAUUAAUGCUUACACCUUUGCAUAUGUCACAAACUAUACGCUAAAAUGUGAUUAAAUAUAUUUUGUUGUUAAACGUGGGAGCACUUCUUAGUGAGUGGGGAAUAUCGCUUCGACGAUAUUCAUUAUACUACUAUUAUAAUUAGUAUAAUACUGCUACUUGCUAUAUACAUAGCAAGUCACUGGCCUUAAGAUGAAGCUGUGCAUUCCCUAUUGUAAAUGACCGAUAGAAUCUAAUAAAAAAUAAUAAAUUGGUUUGAAAUGUGUUUUGGCGCUGUGAAUCACCAAUUCAUUCCAGUUGCAUUCCUAUUGGUAAGUUCCAAUGAAGUCAGCGGCUUAAAUUGGAAUAUACCAAUCCAUGCCUAUGCUUGCCUCUAUUGGCUAAAUGCACCUGGGAUGAAUUGGUAAUUCAUAGAGCCAAACCCAUUCAAAC